This is a messenger RNA of Corythoichthys intestinalis (scribbled pipefish), 3006 nucleotides long. RefSeq names its product Rho GDP dissociation inhibitor (GDI) gamma (gene arhgdig). The record is from RefSeq and is a predicted model, not a curated record. The transcript is spliced from 6 exons. Bases 385 to 1050 code for a protein of 221 amino acids. Gene Ontology annotation, biological process: Rho protein signal transduction. Gene Ontology annotation, cellular component: membrane; cytosol; cytoplasm. Gene Ontology annotation, molecular function: protein binding; Rho GDP-dissociation inhibitor activity. Lineage: Eukaryota; Metazoa; Chordata; Actinopteri; Syngnathiformes; Syngnathidae.
AUUUUGGUCACCGAGCACACAAGGAAAGAAAGCAGUGGGAAGAAGUGUGGAAAGCUGCCUCCCCCCUCCCCCCUUCUCUCUCUCUCUCUCUCUUGCUUGCUCUCCCACUCAUCCCCAUCACAUCCACACCCAAGGAUAACCUCCGUGCCUCUGCCUCUCUCUCUUUCCCCUACAUCCAUUCAAUUUUCUCUCAAAAACACCUACCUUUUGUUGUAUUUAACUCCCAGGAGGAAAAUGCAUGCCUGACCUCGCUCUUUUCAUUCCAGCACUUUAGUGGAUGCUGUACUUUUUUUUCUUUCUUGUUGCUACCUGUGGAGGUUCCCUGCUUCGCCGGUUCUUCCCUAGCCAGUUGUCACAUUGAGCGCAGCCCCACAGAGAGGCAGGAUGCUGGGAUUGGACGCGUGUGAGUUUGGGGGUCAGGUGCUGGAGCUGCUGUGGCUAACUAUGUGCUACAGAGGAUUCCUGAUGGACAAGAGGGAGUGCCCCUUGGAGGAGGGAGAAGAUGACAGGAACCUCAACUACAAUCCUCCAGCUCAGAAAACUCUACAGGAAAUUCAGGAUCUGGACAAAGACGAUGAGAGUCUGGUGAAAUACAAGCAGACUCUGCUCGGGAGCCGACCAAUAAUGACGGAAUUCUCUGGCCCAAAUGUCCAGGUGACCAAACUGACUCUGUUAAUUGAUGAAGCCUCUGGACCAGUCACCAUCAAUCUAACAGGAGAUGCAAAAAGCCUGAAGGAGAAGACCUUCACCUUAAAGGAAGGCGUCAAAUACAGGCUCAAAAUACAAUUUAAGGUGAACAAAGAAAUCGUCGCUGGUUUGAAGUACCAUCAUGUGGGCUUCAGAAAAGGAGUAAAAAUGAUCAAAGUCUCCUACAUGAUGGGCAGUUUCUGUCCUCGUGAGAAUGAACAUGAGUUUGUGUUCCCCACUGAUGAGACACCUCAAGGAUUGUUGUCACGCGGCCUCUAUCAGAUGGAGUCCCACUUUACUGACGACGACAUGAACAUCUAUUCAGCCUGGGAAUGGAACCUUGAGAUCAAGAAGGACGAGUAGAGGCUCUUCUCAUCUUCAUACUUUCAAUCCGCCACUCUCCUUCUUAUCAUUGCGUAUACAGCAUCUUUUGAAGACAUAAUACUCUUCAUAUUCGCUUACUGGCGUCAAUGUGCGCGACUUUCUUGAAACACAAAGGGCCGUUUAGAGAACAGUAGCCCCUGUUGUCUCCCUUUGCAUUAAGACCAUUGUGAAAUAUCCAUAUCAUGAGGCUUUGAGAAGCCAUUUUCCUCAACCUGCCGUAUAUCACAUAGCAACAGUGGAUGUUAUGAAACUGCAAGCAAAAAGAGAAAGUGAAAAAUGAAUAGAUGCUAUUGCUGUGCUUAUUUCCAGUGGCACAUUAUGUCUUUACAAAUCGUGAUAUGCAGGUUGGGCGGGCUGGAGUGCAGCACAAAAUACAACAUAAACAUUGAAGAGCAUCCAAAACUGAAGAAACAAAAAAUGAAGAGACACGCACAAUAAAUUGUCUCAACAUCAUGUUGAAAUAUCAAGUAGUUUUAUAAUUAAUUGCAGUAAUUAGACGUCAUAUAGAGUUGAAGCUAAAGGGGAACUAGCACAUUACAUAUUACAAGAACCACUAAAUAAUGAUUAGUGUUGCAUCGAUACCAUUACCAAUACAUAUCUCGAUACACAGCAGUGUGGUAUCGGCUCAUGCCUAUAUUGUACUGAUACCACGUUUUCUAAUAUCUUUCAAUACUAAAUUACUGCAUACUCACUUGACUUUAAAAUCGUUGCUAACUCAUUAGCUGCCAUUGAUGGCGCUAGACGUCCAAACCAUUUGAAUUGGAACGGGUCCCUCCCACCCUCCCACUUCAAAUUGAUUUGGAGUCUACUAGUGAUAAACUCAAAUUCAAAUGAUGAUUGAACAAUAAGGGCUCUUAUUUUGGUUGUUUUUUUAAACAGCGGUUUGCGUAGCUGGCAGCCAUCUUGGGUGGGUUGGAAACUAAUCCUCAAAGAGUAUAUAUCGCCCAGCAUCCCAUCGGCGCGUUAUUUCUGAAUACUCCCCUGUACCGAUGACGUCAUUUUAAUGCCGUAUCGGUACCGAUACCAAUAGUAUCGGUGCAACGCUAAUGAUCAUCUUCAGGAUGCGCUGACCUCACAUUGUACACGUUUUGAAACGUGUUUUGCUUGUAAAGCAGCAGUUCUUUCAGGUCUUUGUGAAGCUUUUUGGACCUUUGAAAGGUUUUAAACACAACAGUUGGACUUUGUAUAUUGUAGAAAGAAAUGCAUGUUUUAGGAUUUGAUACUAAUUACACACGUUAAAGUAAGAUAGACAAUGUAUAGUAAGUACACAAGAUGGGACUGCAGUGUUUGCUGUAAAUGUACACUGGCGUCAUCAAAAAAAACAUUUUUUUGGUGCUAGUAUCCAAAAUCCAUCUUAAAAUAAACUCGGUCUACAGUUCAUUUCACAUAGAGGUAGUAAUUUAACAAUACAAUAUUUCUGAUCUUGUGGUUGUGGUUUACAAUCCUACAACUACAUGACAUUAUAACACAAGGCUACAAGAUCUCAUUUGAUUCUGCUAGUGUACCCAAAUUUUGGUGAGUAUGGAGACGAUUUUGAGAUAUGUACUGUAUAUAGGAGACAUACAUUCAGGUGUGAUGUAUUCAUCCCCAGUAGAGAAAACUGAUUCAUGCGUUAGACAGGAACGAGGAAUUCAUUCAACGUGUCGUAAUCUAUGAAUAAUUGUAAACGUUGGCUUGUUGGGUGUUGCAUGGUUUAAUAAGAGUGUAUCUCUUUGUUUUUAUACAACUUAACUGUAAAAAUGUGAGUGAUUCCAAAAAAAACACUGUGGCUUAUCCAGAGGUUGAAGGUUGACUACAGAUGGUGCAGUGUUUAAAUUACUCUUUAAAGCAGGGCAGGCUGAACUGUGGGGUCAACUGAAUUGUGUAUCGAUCACUGAAAUGUUCAUUAUUGGUGUCAAAUCUUGUAUGCUGUAUCUUUUAAUAAAGGGUGAUGAA